UCCGCCCCCCAGUCGGGUGUUUGUGGUGGGGCUGCGGAGACGGGCACGAUCCCGCCGGAAGAGCCGAAACAAUGGGGACCCGGGACGACGAGUACGACUACCUGUUCAAAGUUGUGCUGAUUGGUGACUCUGGGGUGGGGAAGAGCAACCUCCUUUCACGAUUCACUCGAAACGAAUUCAAUUUGGAGAGUAAGAGUACCAUCGGUGUGGAGUUUGCUACCAGGAGCAUCCAGGUGGAUGGGAAGACUAUAAAAGCCCAGAUCUGGGACACAGCUGGUCAGGAGCGGUACCGAGCAAUCACAUCAGCGUACUACCGAGGGGCUGUGGGAGCCCUGUUGGUCUAUGAUAUUGCCAAGCACCUGACAUAUGAGAAUGUGGAACGUUGGCUGAAAGAACUCCGUGACCAUGCUGACAACAACAUUGUGAUCAUGUUGGUGGGGAACAAGAGUGACCUGCGCCACCUCCGUGCCGUGCCUACUGAUGAGGCCCGGGCAUUUGCAGAGAAAAACAAUUUGUCUUUUAUUGAGACAUCUGCGUUGGAUUCAACCAAUGUGGAAGAAGCCUUUAAGAACAUUCUCACAGAGAUUUACCGCAUCGUAUCCCAGAAGCAGAUUGCUGACCGCUCUGCACAUGAUGAAUCUCCUGGCAACAACGUGGUAGACAUCAGUGUCCCCCCCACCACUGAUGGACAGAAAUCCAACAAACUCCAGUGCUGCCAGAACCUGUGACCACCUGCGCCCAGAAGCGCCUUCCCUGCCUGCCCUUACCUCGCUGUGCUUCAGUUAGAAACGCGUGUGCACGUCUUUGCAGUUAUCUCCUGUGAUUCAGUGACUCUUUGUCAUCCUCGUUUCUUCCCCCAUCCCCAACGUCCAUUUUCCAGCAUUAACUGUAGGCCUAACCCCCCUUUCCUCUCAGGCUCCCAGGGGAGUGGGCUGACCUUGGGCCUGGUUGUACAGAUUCUGCCCCUCAGAGGGUGAGCCCUGGCUGCUCCCCUGGGCAGUGCCACUUGGUUGUCUAGUGAUUGGUGGGAGGAGAAGGAGGAACCAAGACCUCAUUUAUCACGGCUGAAGAAAGACAUACCUACACUGAUUUGCUUUUGCAUUUAGCCCAACUUUUUCUUAGACUCUUAGAUCUCUGGGGAAGAUGGGGAGCAGGGAAGGGAGGAGGUGUGCUGAAAUUAAAGAGGGAAAAAAUCUUUUCCUCAGAUGUCCUGUUGUGUCCAGUUGGGAUCCUGCGAUGAGCAUUGGGGUUCUCAUUUGGUGGUGGAAGACCCAUGGUGACACAAUCCCCAGAUUUUCCUCCCUCUCGUGGCUAGCCUCUGGGCCUGGUCCUAGGGAGAGUCAUUACUGGGUACCUCUUGCCCCAGGAAGGAGGCUCAGGAGCCCAGGGGCAGGCUGAGAUGAUGGAAUGAUUUGUCAGCCACCAGAGAGAAUCCUCUUCCUUAACCAGAGCAUCCAGCAAGUGCCGGGCCUUCCUUUGUGGCCUCUCCCUCCUGUCCCAGAACCCCGACCAGCUUCAGCCUGUGCAGGCCCUUGGUAAUCUCCUUUCUGCCCACAGCUCCCUCUCCAACCUGCCAUCUUGCCUGAGACCCAUUUGCAAGGGAAGCAAUAUUCUCAUGUUUUGUAUAUAACUGCACUUAGAGUUUUUGGGUUUUGUUAUUGUAGAAAAACAUGGAUUCUUUAUACAUUUUGUAAGAUUUAUGCCAAAUCAUAGCAUCUCAACCCUUUCCCUCACCCUUUCAUUCUUUAACAGUUGACUCUCAUGGGCUAUAAUUUUUCUCGACCUUUACUAAAAUGUAUGAUUCUAUUUCCUGUAUGCAACUGUGUUCCUUCGCCCUUUUCUCAUUUCCUCAGUGCCAGGAUGCUAUUUGCAACAGUUAUACUUUUCCUGAUGCCAACUAGCCUCAGCAGCAAUCUUGACCACUUCGCGUCUUUGUCUGAUACAACAAGAGAAACCAGAUCACGCUCCCAUUUUCUAGAGGGUCAGGCUAAAGUUGGUGAUGGUCCAGCCAGGCAAUCAGCUUGCCCCAGCCAUGUGUGCUUGUUUGCAUGGUACGCUGAGGUUAGCCAAAGGAAGAGGGAGGACAGUUUAGCUGUGCCUCUGAGCAUGUUGGCUGUAGGCAGACGAGUGUCAUAUGCUCUCGCUGGGGUAGGAUGCCCUACCCCAUCCCCUUUGCACAUUAGAACCUUGUGCUAGUGGUACAACCAGCAUCUCCUGAAUGGGUGACAGGGGAAAAGUGGAGCUAACAUUCCAGGCAUUGUUUGAAAGCUAGCUUUCGGAAUAAGACGGAGGGGUUUUUCUUCCAAUUGUGCAUGUAAAAGACAAAGACAUCUUCCCAGGGUUAGUUGAUAACCUGUUGGAGUUACUGUGGGAUCCUUGCCAAGUGAGAACUAGUUGUUCUGGAGCAUUUAACCUUCAAGGUUUGUGUCCUCUGGUUUCAGGAGGGUGUCCAGGGCCCUAGCCUUGUUGCUGUUCUACAUGGAAGGAUUUCAUUGAUGGGUCUUCUAGGCUGAUGUGGGGCUUGGGUUUCAGCCAGAUGCCAGCUUCAGAGCACAAGUUGCUGCAUGACUGGAGAUGAAGUCUCUUCCUUACAUGGAGUGCAAGGUAUCAGAGGUCCCAGUAUUGGCAGCAGCGUUUUGGAAGUGGCUGGAAUAGAAUGGAUGAGGGUCUAUCCGUGUUUUGGAGUCAGUGACUCUGUACUUUCACUGGCCUUAGAGGCAAGGCAGGGCCUUAAUCUCUGCUCUGUUGGCUUAAAAAUAGGCACUGUAUAUGCCCUUUGGUGUAGUUUCCUCUUCCUUGUCAUCCCUGGGCUGCUUUUAAUGUACUGGUCUUGUAAGUUUACAGGGAGUUUGCUCUUCAUCAAGAAAAGCAAGUGAUCUCUGGGCAGGGGAGGUAAGGGAGGAGCCACUCGGGAGUCAUUCAUCUUCUUGUUGGCCUCACAAACUGCCCUUCCUUUGAGGAGGAGUCAGGCUAGGAAAUACAGCUUUUUUCCUUUGAAGUGCCCUGCUCCAUGCCACCAUGAAAGUUCAGGCUGGGGCAGUAUAUUUAGUACUCCCAGGCCUUAUUCAAAGUCCCUUGACUUGCUUCUCAGCUCUACAGCAGGAAAUUGUUCCAGCCCUCAACAAUUAAAUUGGGUCUUUCCCUUCUGCCCCAAAGCUUGAGCUGAGACUGUAACUUCUUAGUAUGGGUUGGUGGAAAUUUUAACUUGGUGACAUUCCAGGGCCCCCAAAACUCCAGGAGUCUGCUGCUGCUGCUGCUGGCCCUGGGUAGGAAGGACUGUUGAAACUAGAACUGUUCAACUCAGUCCUUCAGCCUGCCUUUCUGAGAUUUCUAGGAAGAUGUAGAAAUGCUUUUGUGGUUGUGGCAGGGGUGGAGUUCUGGGACAUAUACAGGCACAUUAAUUAUUCAGGAUUCAAGCUCCCAAGACACCACCAAGUUUCUGACAGCUUAUCUAACAGCCUAAUGACCACCCCUUCUCUUUCAGGCCAGGGCCAGUAUCACAGAAAGGGAAGAUGGAUUCUGGAUAACCCUUCUAGGUUAUGACUUCCUUUGACUAAAUUAUUCAAGUUUCACCAGCUUAGAGGCCUUCAUACUACAGCCAUGUUCCAGGGCAGUGUGAAAUGACUCUUAGCUAUCCUGUCCCGGACAUCUGUCUUCCAGGACCCUGCUGCUGCUAUCUGGUUUCUUGCCUGGGGUGAAGAUUAAGGCCUUUUAUUUUUUCUUGGCCUCUUCUUUCAUUAUCCCUGUGGAUAAUCCAAGUUAGGAGUAGGAUCCCAGCUAGCCUUGGCCAUGAGACAAGCAGGCCUGGGUCCACCUGGUGCCUUCUGCUUCAGAGUUGGGGUUGCCCUUUUCCCACCUCUUCCUUGGCAUCAUUGGUCCUUCCACUUUGGUAGCAUACUAAGUCUGCUACCUGCCGACUUUCUUUGGCAGCUAACUUGCAUCUAGGUGUUUAUGAAAGUUAUUGCCUAGGAGAAGAGACUUCUGACCGAAGUGGCAUAGGGCAGAAAAUGUGAGUCAUGUGGCUUGAGACAUGCCCCUGAGUUCUGAGGGAUUCAACAUUCUAGCUCAUGGGCAGUUCUGGAAGAUGCUUUAUUUUUUUGGAAUGACAGGCUGGCAAGCCAUCAAGGGCCCUGAGCCAGUGAACAGCAACUAAGAGGAAGUAUGCUUGGGGUGGGGAAACUGACCAGAAUCCCCUACUCUACCCCUCCAACACCCACCUACUGGGAUUACGGGUAGAAUGACUAAGCUAGCCGUAGGGAGUCUUCCUGACAUAGGUCAAAUCUCUGGGUGUGGUUAGGUUGGUCAAUAGUGGACAUUGCUGAGUAAUUGCUAUGCUGCAAACGGGCUUCGUCUGCAUGGGAAAGCCAGGGCUAGUGCAGACCUCUGUUCAUUCAUAUCUCUGUCUCUUCUUCCACUCCACAGCACUUGUGUUUAGUUCAGUGCAACCUUCUUUGUAAAUAGAGCCCCGCAUCCCUGGAUUUGUGCAUGGUUUUUCUGUGUUGUGGAUAUAAAGAUUGCCAUACCAAAG
This is a messenger RNA of Vombatus ursinus (common wombat), 4528 nucleotides long. RefSeq names its product RAB11B, member RAS oncogene family (gene RAB11B). The record is from RefSeq and is a predicted model, not a curated record. Gene Ontology annotation, molecular function: GTP binding; GTPase activity. Gene Ontology annotation, cellular component: recycling endosome. Gene Ontology annotation, biological process: constitutive secretory pathway; regulated exocytosis. NCBI's taxonomy places the organism in Eukaryota, Metazoa, Chordata, Mammalia, Diprotodontia, Vombatidae. The coding region runs from base 72 to 728 and encodes 218 amino acids. The transcript is spliced from 5 exons.